GUACUAAAUUAGAAACAUGAGAACAAACUUGACUCGUGCUAAUCGUUGUUAUACAAAAUAUUUCUUUUUACUAUCUAUAGUAUCUUUAUAAGGAACAACCAGAAUUACUUAUGAACAACAAAUGAAAAAUAUUAGCGUUGCUAUUAAAACAACGGUGCUUACUAAAAUAGUAUUGCUAUAAAUAUAAAUUUGUUUAUGUCUCCAAAAAACAUGGAAGAAAAUAAAAUUGAAGUAGUGAUUGAAAGUUCGGAAAACAAAUUCAAGGUUUCAGGAUGGGGCUACAGACACCAGCAGUGUUUCAUCCUGUUCUGCACUCUAACCAUAGCAUACAGCAUGAGGUCUUGUAUGGGGGUAGCGCUGGUGGCCAUGACAGACCACCACGUAAGGGGGAACGGGACCAACGUUACCGAUGCCAACAACUUCGAAACUGAUGGAUUUCUGAACGCUCUAAUGAUUGUACCGCCAUAUCCUGCAUUUAGUUGGUCAAAGAAAGUUCAAGACACUGUGAUCGCUUCCUUCUUCUGGGGCUACAUGCUGCUGCAGAUCCCGGCGGGACAGAUAGCGCACAGGUUUGGGACCAGGUACCUGCUCAGUGGCGCCAUGAUGAUCAACUGCUUAGUUUCUAUCUUUUUCCCAGUAGCUGCGUACUACGGUGGCUGGUUAUGCUCUGCAAUAUGCAGAGUCCUACAAGGUUUGAGUCAGGCCUGCAUCUUACCUGGACUACAUACUGCUUUGGGCAAGUGGGCGCCUUUACAUGAACGGGGAAGAAUGUCUGCUUUCGUUUAUGGAGGUCAAGCAUUAGGAACAGUAUUUGGUCUCCCCAUAACCGGCUUCAUUGCUUCCUCACCUAUGGGUUGGCCUGGCAUAUUCAGGUUUUAUGGAACAGUGUCUGGUAUCCUUAGCGUCGUGCUGUGGUUCAUGGCUGCUGACUCUCCGGCAAAGCAUCCUAAAAUAUCAGCUGGUGAAAGAAAGUACAUAGAAGAUGAACUAGGAUCGGGAGAAGCGGCUAAGCGUGCGCCAGUUCCGUGGGGAAAAAUACUUCGUCAUAAAGGUCUGUACGCUAUUGUGAUCUCACACAUUGGUCAGACUUGGGGACAGAUCACUCUCUACUCCGAGGUUCCAGCCUUCAUGGAUAAAAUUAUGGGAGUCAACAUUAAAGCGAAUGGUUUGCUAACAGCUCUCCCGUUCUUAGUGAUGUGGUUCACCAAUUUUUUCUUCAGUUGGAUGACAGACAUGCUCAUUGUCAAGAACAUUUUGAGCGUUACAAAUACUAGAAAGUUGGCUAAUUCAUUAGGAAACUUCCCAGCAGCGAUUGGUCUGGUUACAUUAGCUUUUGUUCCAAAAGACAUAUACGUUAUAGAAACUAUAUUAAUACUCAUUUGUGGAUUCAAAAUAUCAGCGCACUUGGGAUUCCACAUCAACCACAUUGACAUUUCUCCAAAUUACGCUGGAACUAUGAUGAGUAUCAGUAACUUCGUUUCCAAUUCCUGUGCCUCCAUGGCACCUCUCGUUGUUGGCUUUAUUCUUACUGAUGUGACUGAUGAAAUCCUCUGGAGAAAAAUCUUCUUUGUAGCAGCUGGCAUUUACUUCUUCACAAAUAUAGUAUAUCUCAUACUUGGUACUGCUGAGAAGGCUGAAUGGAAUGACCCACCCGAAGAAAAAACUGAAAAAGCUGAUGAAGAGAGUGUACCUAUGAUGGAUAAAUCUAAAAAUGGUGUAAAUUAAACUGAUAUAUAGGUUGAAAUGUGUACAUUUGGCUUGAAGAUAAAAUGGCGGAAAAGAUAUGAAUGUCUAAGAUUCUUAAAAUAAAGUCAAGCAAGAUAAACCGACUUCAUAAAAUAAUGAAUGUACUGUAAUGUACAUAUUAUUAUUAAUGAUUUUAAUUCGUGGGUCCUGGUUUUAAGAAGUUUUAUGUUUUUUUUUCUAGUUUUUUGGGAUCAAGAAAAGCUCGAAUAGAUUUUAGCUGUGACAUUUAAAAGCUCGAAUAGAUUUUAGCUGUGACAUAAAUGUCACAGCUAAAAUCUAUUCGAGCUUUUCCAGACAGUUUACUGUCUGGAAAAUAAUAUUAAGAAUAACACCAAGCAAAUGUUCUUGAUUAUAAUUUUCGUUCUAUGUUUAGAUGAUCUUUUAGAUGCGGAAGAGAAUACUGCCACUUUUAGUUAGAUAAUUAGUUAAAUUGUGAUUUUUAUAUUUUAGUAUUAUUUACGUCUCCAAAGAUUGAAAAAAAAAUCGAUUUAUAACUUUACUAGGAAUAAGUUUGUUUAGCAUUAAGUAAAUUAGACUUAAGUAUUUUUUUUUUAAUAUUUAAUAAAUAAUAUUACGUAUCCCUA
Molecule: messenger RNA, 2330 nt
Organism: Spodoptera frugiperda (fall armyworm)
Lineage: Eukaryota; Metazoa; Arthropoda; Insecta; Lepidoptera; Noctuidae
Product: putative inorganic phosphate cotransporter
Exons: 10
Coding region: 196-1725 (509 amino acids)
Biological process (GO): monoatomic anion transport; transmembrane transport
Cellular component (GO): plasma membrane
Molecular function (GO): transmembrane transporter activity
Source: RefSeq, a predicted model, not a curated record